AUGGCCAAUACUUCCUUCCAAACGGACGUCAACGAUGUCCCAGAUGAUCAGACUACGGGACAAUUGAUAGAUUCCAUAUGCAAUACAUGCCAGUUGUUACAUAAUAAUCAACCAAAGAGGAUCAACUCGAAACUGAUCUUCAAAUUGGUUCAUUCGUUUCGGUUCCUAAAUUAUAACGUUCUCCCAGCAGAAAAUAAAAAAUUGUUAUCCUUGAACAAUAUCGACAUUUUCACCCCCAUCUUAAACCUCCCAGAUGACAGCAUACCAGAGAAAUUCGAUAUUAUCGCCAUCCUAUUCGCAUACUGCUCCAUUAGAAGUGAAUUACACCCUCUAAUAAUAAAUUCAUUGGACUCUCUUAUAAAUCAUUUAAGGGACUCUUAUGAUUCUACUAAUGGCAUCGUAAACUCAGACAUAUUCGGCAUGUAUACAAUUGUUUCAUAUGUGGAACAAUUUGAUGAAAUUUCACCGCAAUUAUUACAAUUUUUACAGUUAAAUCUUAGAGAUACACUAAUACAUCAAUGGAUACCCCUUUGGCAGAAUUAUAAAGAUUCCAUACCACUACAAUUAUCUAAUUUUGAACAAAAUAGUAAUGAAAUUACUUCUUUAUUAAUGAAUAACUCUAAACUGGAUUUCUUUAUUGCAACUUCUAUUGAUAAUUUAUUCAAUAAACAAGAGCAAAAUGGGGAAAAAUCGUCUUAUAUCAUUUAUCAAAUAACUAAAAGAGUAAUACUUUUAAACCAUUGGAUACCAAAGGAUAUAUACCAAAUCGCCACGGAUAUAAUAAUCUCCCAUGAGGUAACCUCCGCUUCUACUUCCACUUCUCUUCCCACUGUGUCCUCAUCACAAUCCUCAUCAAAACCAAUUAAACACGAUCUUCUAUUUAAUUUACAAAUAAUAAUGGAAUUAAUCGAUCACCCAGAAUUGAAUUAUUUGGAGGAACCACGAUUAAUAUUACUCUUACAAGUUUCAUUACAAAAACUAUCUACUCUUUCAGUAAAGACACUUCAUGAAAUUGUUAAUAAAUCAGGUAGUACACAAACUUUAUCUGCCAUCUUUAAUAUGACACAAUUUCUUUUAACGAAAUUUCUAGUCAAGAUGGAAAACAUAACAUCAUCAUCAUCCACUUCAAAUUUAACCUUGAAAAAAGAUUAUAGUAUCCCUGAUUGGUUUCAUGAUGCAAUUAUACCAUCCAUUCCACCAAUUUCUAAAUCUUUAUUCAUAUUCGAUAAUGAUACUUUAGAAAAUGAAUCAGAAUCUAACAAACUUAAAUUCAUUGUUGAAUCGUUGUUAAAUUCAUUGAAUUCAACUAUAAUUAUUAAUAAAAAAAUAUUAUCCCAAUAUAAUUCGUUGAAUUUAAAUCCACUAACAUUAACAUCAUCUUCUACACCUUCAACUGUAAAGUUACUAAUCAAGGAGAAAUAUAUGGAAUUAUAUUUUAUUCCAAGUUUAACUACUUUACUAUUGUCAGAUCAAUUAUCAACAAUACCAUUAGGAAUCCUAUACCCAAAGAAGAAAAGAUCCCUUUAUGCAUUAUUUAUAUUCGCUAAUACAACAAAUUUAUUAGAAUCAUUAAUUAAAUUACAUGGUAACAUUGCAUUGUAUCAUUUAAUUAAAUUCAUUAGCAAGAUAUCCGCCACAAAUUUAACAUUACAAAAGAUAUCAAUUAAAUUAUUAAAUCAUUUAUUUUUCCACAUUGGAUCAGAUUCAGUGAAACAGUUAUGUUUACAAAAUGAAUUAACUACACAAGCAUUGCACAAUUAUAUAACCAUAUGGAAUGAUGGUACGGAAACAUAUAAACUUUUCUUUGAAGAUUUAUUUGAAUUGGAACAACCCAAAGUAGAUACAAAUUCAACGUCAUUGACUACAUUAUUAUCCAAGAUUCCAAAUGUGGAAACCAUCAUUAAUUUGAACCAACAAAUUUCAAACAUUACAUACAAUGAUGACCAUUCACCCAUUCAACCAACACCUCGCAAAAUGUCAUCUCAAUUCUCAAUGGAAAAUGCCAUGCCUAUUUCAACUAAUAAUAAUAAUAUACCAUCCAAAUACGAUGCAUACUCAGCUUCAUCAUUUAUACCCUCUAAUAAACCAUACACUCCACCAAUAACAGCAUCAACUAUUAAUACAUCCACAAAUAAUAAUAACAACAAUAAUAAUAAUAACAACAACAGAUAUUUAUUUAAUAAUUCAAUGAUCAAUACCCCUCCAGUGACAACAAACAACACUAUUCCUAAUGACGGUGGAUUUAAUGGAUUGACGCCUACUCAUAUGAAUGAUAACAUCCCUUAUGUGAAUACCACCAAUACUCAAGAAGGCAAGAACGAUAAUAACUAUCCCUAUGGCAGUCCCUUCUCAACAAGAGGAGGUACUCAUCCAAUGUCCAACACCACUCCCAAGACACCUACUGUCUCAUCAAUGAUAACGACAUCAGCAUCCUCCAAUGCCACCUCGACUUUUAGCAAUCCAUGGAAUGAAUCUCCAGGGACAUUCACAUCAAAUAUGGUGGGUGGUAAAAUGGUAAAUACGGGGAAAAAUUAUAUACUGGGCGGACAUAGCAGAGUCAGAAAUAAUUCGAGAGCUCAGUCCAUUCACAUCGAUCAAUUUGAAAACGAUAAUACGUAA
This is a messenger RNA of Naumovozyma castellii, 2619 nucleotides long. RefSeq names its product Vir1p (gene VIR1). The transcript has a single exon. The coding region runs from base 1 to 2619 and encodes 872 amino acids. NCBI's taxonomy places the organism in Eukaryota, Fungi, Ascomycota, Saccharomycetes, Saccharomycetales, Saccharomycetaceae. The record is from RefSeq and is a predicted model, not a curated record.